UCAACAUUGUGUUUACAAUCCAAACGUCAGAGAGUGUUUCAGGAUGUUCAGGUAAAAAUGCCUCCUCCUGGAAAAGGAUUUAAAGUCGACUGUGGCUGAUUGAUUAUUCAUUCUGUGCCUGUCCUCUGAGAGUGUAAGAAGUCCUCUCUGACUAUACAGUGAAAAAUCACUUGUACCCCAGUCUUCAGCAAGUGAAAAAGCUCAUAGUGAAAGAUGUCUGAUUUGCCAGAGUUGCGCUCCAAGGAAUCCACUCAUCGUGCAUUUGUGCUCUUCCACAACACUACUCGGCGUCAAGUGGAGCUCUUUUGGAUGGAUUACCAGGGAAAGCCAGUGUCUUACGGAAUCUUGCAGGCUGAUGAAAAGCGAAAGAUCGACACCUUUUGCACACAUCCCUGGAGCUUCGUGGAUCCCAUCACGCAGGAAAAGCUCAUGGUGGAUGGCAAAUUGAUCUACUACCCCACAGUGUGGUAUGAAGGUGCCAUAGAUCUGGUGAAGAUGACAAUCAGACGCAAGGUGGCCAGAAUUCACCAUGGUGUUCGCACUCUCAAAGAAAUUGCAUUGGAAAUGGUUGCUAUGCAGCUACCCGACGUCUACCAAGCCCAGGAUCUGGAACUACCCCAGGAUCUCGUUCAGGAAGUUCAACGUGUCCACAAGGAACUCUUCCAGCGCAUCAAGCCAGUCGCUGCUAGCCAGUGAGACCAUCCAGACUCACAAAACAAUUUGUAUAUAUCAUUAAGUUCUUGUAUAUAGUUCUUUAUCAUUCUCUCACAAUUCUAUUCAAUUUUUAAAUGUUUCUCGCCAUUUUUCUAUAAGAUUACAAUAAAAUGACAAUCUUUUCCACAUGUGAAUA
Phlebotomus papatasi is the source of this 850-nucleotide messenger RNA. It is a transcript of the gene Vhl, whose product is annotated as von Hippel-Lindau-like protein. The transcript has a single exon. The record is from RefSeq and is a predicted model, not a curated record. NCBI's taxonomy places the organism in Eukaryota, Metazoa, Arthropoda, Insecta, Diptera, Psychodidae. Bases 214 to 696 code for a protein of 160 amino acids.